This is a messenger RNA of Struthio camelus australis, 1381 nucleotides long. The record is from RefSeq and is a predicted model, not a curated record. Lineage: Eukaryota; Metazoa; Chordata; Aves; Struthioniformes; Struthionidae.
UGGAGGCACAGCUGUGGCAAGGUACAGCCCCCACGUGGUCAGCUUUGCCAUGGAGGGGACUGCAGGAAGGAGGCAAGACAUGCUCCUGCAGGACAACACUGCUCCCAGCUUGGCCUUGGGGCUGGCCCAACGCCUGGACUCCUUCAGAGACCAGCUGAACAUCACCCACCUGCCCCAGGUGCUGCCCCAGCUCCGGUCCAUGCUGGAAGAGGAGUGCUGUGACCUGGAGAAACACAUUGCCCACCUCCAGCGCUGCCUGGAGGAGGGACACUGUGCUGCCAUGGGGCCACAGGCACCGGAGCCCACCCUGGCAGAGCUGCAAGACCAGAGGAGAGCCAUGGAGCAGGACUUGCAGCUGGGACCCUGGCCUGCACGUCCCAGCCUCUCCCCAGAGGUGAAGAGCCCUGACCAGCCACCCAGAUCCCCCCUGCCCCCAGGCAGCCCCCUGGGAGCUGCAGCAGGGCCUGGUGCUGUGUCCCCAUUGGGCCCCGGCACGCCAGCCCUACGGAGCCCUGCAGCAGGUUCGGGUCCCUGCGCAUGGGAUCAGCCAGCCAACCAUGCCACCCGCCAGGACCCAGCUGCACCGUCCUCCCAGAGCCCUGCCUGGCCCCCCCCUGCCUGUCCGCGCUCGCUCCUUCAGCCAGGGGCUGUGGGGCACGGCUCCCCCUUCCUGCCCUCCCCACCCUCAGUGCUGCCCCCUGCUCGCUCAGCCCUGGGGCGACACCGGAGGCUCCUGCCCUGCAAAGGCUGCAGCUAGGGCAAGAUGCCCAGCGUGUGCAUGGGGAAAAGCCAGCUGCCCUCUCUGCUCCAUGGGAUGCUUGCUGGACCCCUGCAGGGACAACAUUCUUCCCCAGCAAGACAAGCCCCUGUCCCCCAUUGUGCUGGCUUAGCCCUGGGCUGGAUUUUAUAGGUCCGAACAGGGAAGGGCUGCUAGCCCAAAGGGCAGGAGCCAGGGCCUGGAGCAUUCCCUGGUGCCCAUCCUGGCUGCUUAGUGCCAGCACUGAGCAUCCAAAAGGAAAGGGUGCACCCAGGGGAAAUAGGUCCCCCACUGCCCCCUCUGAACCCCCACUAGCUCCCCAAAGAAGGUCACAACAGGCCACGGACUCAGGAAUAUAAAUCUCAUUAAAGUCUAGGAUACUUUAGAACUCUACUCCGGGAGAGACACUGGCACAGGCAGCGCUACCCAGGGACGCGCGCGUUAUUGCUAACAAUUAGAGGUGAACAGUAGCGUCGUGACACAUGGGGCAGGGCACGGGCACCAUGCGGGAAACUGCGCCUCUCCGCGGCGUCGCACGGGGGGCUUGGGACGGGGCCACGGGAGCUGGAACGUCCUGCCGGGGCUCAGCACCCUGCCGCCCCCCGCCCCUGGCGCCCCGCGCUU